GCCCCCUCAAUAGGAAUGACCAACGGGGGCGUUGCUAGUGGGUGGAGCCUGUCUCAGGCUCGACCCAGUUUGAAAGUGAACCAACGGCUCCAGUCGCAGCUUCAACCCCAAACAACAACAAGAACCCGAGACCCGGAGAACCAGACUCGGUCCAGUCCGUUUCACCUGCAGCCGGCCCUCCUGACGACACUGCCUCGGCUCUCCGUCCCCCUCACUCUUCUUCUUCUGUGGUGGUUCUUCAGGCCGCCACGAUGAUGCGUAAAGACAUCAACAAGCCGAAGGGGAAGACGUCGGCGUACGCCUUCUUCGUGCAGACGUGUCGAGAGGAGCACCGCAAGAAGAACCCCGAGCAGUCGGUCAACUUCGCCGAGUUCUCCAAGAAGUGCUCCGAGAGGUGGAAGGCUCUGUCUCCCAGUGAUAAGAAGUGUUUCGAGGACAUGGCCAAAGCUGACAAGGUGCGCUACAACCGUGAGAUGAAAGACUACGUCCCCCCCAAAGGCUUCGGAAAGAGGGGCCGCAAGAGGAAAGACCCCAACGCCCCCAAAAGACCCCGUAAGACCCCAAACACACUCUGAAGGUCCAGGUAGCAC
Maylandia zebra (zebra mbuna) is the source of this 590-nucleotide messenger RNA. The record is from RefSeq and is a predicted model, not a curated record. NCBI's taxonomy places the organism in Eukaryota, Metazoa, Chordata, Actinopteri, Cichliformes, Cichlidae.